Molecule: messenger RNA, 1727 nt
Organism: Physella acuta
Lineage: Eukaryota; Metazoa; Mollusca; Gastropoda; Physidae
Source: RefSeq, a predicted model, not a curated record
UGUUAUCAGGCCUACUGCAGACAUAGUCAUUGCAUUCAGUAUCUGUAUUGUAUAGCAGACCAAAACAUAGUUGUUUAAUUUUUUAAUCUGAUUAAUGAUAACUAUGCAUGCAUUUAAAAUGUAACUCUAUGGUAAAGCACUUGAUCUACUAUACUAUACUAGACUUCUGUAGAUAGGGAAAAUGUUUCGCAGCAGAAUUAACCAUUUGCUAAGGGCAUAUCCUUCCCUAAAUUUAAGAGUGGAAGUUCACAAAGAUCAACACAAGGCAUUAGCACUACUCCCUGGUCUGCGAUUUGAUGAUAUCAGCCACACAGGUCAGCCAGAUCUUCAUCGACUGAUGAACAUUAUUGGUAGAGUUGAACAUGCUGCACUGUAUGAAAAUAUCCAGUCCUUUUUGGAUUACCAGAGCCUCAGUCGGAAAGGGAUUGGCAGCUAUGCUAAAGGAUUAGUCAUGGAAAUACGAAGACAUUUUUAUGAAACCACUACUGCUAAGUCACCAAUUCAGGUAUCUCUAAAAUUGACGGGUAUGAUGGACACCAUGUACACAGUCCGCAGCAGUGCAACAUUUGGAGGUAGACAGCGAGCCUCUAUCAUGGUGAAGACCUGCAACACAAUGGUGCACCGCGAGUCUGGUCUCACAGAGCAGAUCCCAGACUGGUGGAGGCUCAAGUUCUUGAGGCUGCUGCCAGAGAUGCCGGACAACUACCGGCCCAUCCAGCCCCCAGACUGUGUGGGUCAGAUCUUCACACAUCACGUUUUGGUUCCGCUACGAGACACUGACACCAGCGGCAGGACUCGUCACCCCUCGUACACCCGCUAUUUCAUAGACAAUAUCAGUAUAGCCGCUAACAAAAAUUUCUACCAGCAUUUGGCCAACAUGCUGCAAGAUUAUUACGUCAUGCGUAUCUCAAUGGUGCACUUCGCCCCUAGUGUUUGGGGGGAUUCUUUAAUUGUUGAAACGUUUCAAGACCCGGAUGAUGAGCUCAAGAUCCACUGCUUCAUCAGCAAGGAGGGAUCAAUCAAGUGGUAUGGCUGUCUGGAGUACUAUGAAGCUCUGUGUGAACCUGAGCUUGACCCACCUGCUUACAUGUUAAAGUUUCCUUCCACUGAUAAUUCUUGAGGGAUUUCUGAGACAGUUAUAGAACUUUAAAAAAUUCAAAGGUGCCUGUGUAUUUUGGGUUGUAAAUUCUAGUUGAUGUUGAUUAGUUGUAACCAUUUAUUUGUAUAGGUGCUAAGAUAGUACUGUUUAGCUCCACACAAAACCUUAUUUAUAAUUAAUUGUUAUUAAAUGUACCAGAUAUACAAAUCUGCGGGUAUAGCUAGUACAUAAAUCAUUUGACUGUACCUGUUUACAAAUGGCAAAUCUCAGAUAGUAAAAUAAACUUAAAUUAUAUUUAAGAUUUCUUUGGUAUUGUGAGUCAUACACUCUUGAAUGUUCACGGUAGUCAACUUCUGUUCAAAGUCCUUUACAAACUCUAUAUAAGAUAAUGGCUGGUCUAAGUUUCUUGAAUCAUAGUUUUUAACUGUUUUCAGGGCAUGUCAUUACAAAACUCUUGCAUAAUCAAAACAUUACUUUAUAGUUAGUUAAAUUGGAACCAAUAGUGUACAGAAUGGACAACAUUGUGACUUUCAUGUUUUGCUGGCCAAAAAAUAUAUACAUGCUGGCUGAGAGCAUUACCAACCCAAGCUAGAGAAACUGAUGUUUUGAAUUUUUGGCUAUGACCAAU